AGGAGAGUGGUGACGCGAAGCUGGGGGCGGGAGCGUGGAGCUUCUGAAGCCGAGGGUAGAGCCCUGGAGCCUGUAAGGGAGCCGGGUAGGAGCGCGUGACCUCCAGCUGUGUGGAGGGUCCCUGUGACUGCUAAGAGCUAAGAGCGCCUGGAGUUGGGGUUCAGACAGGAUGCAGAGAGCUAUAGAGAUGAGGUUGGCGAGAAGAGUCCGUAGAGGGGUAGUAGACGUGAAGAGAUGAUACAGAGAAGCCUUUUAGAUUGAGGGGCCGUAGAAGGCUUUAGAAGUGAGCUGGUGGAGAGAAAUCGUAAAGGACCUACAAGUAUGAGAGUCUUCAGAGAGGGGCGUAGACGCGAAAGGGUAGUAUAGGUGUGUGGGGUUGAAGUAACAAUAUACAGGCAACCAAGGGGAUUAAGAAUUGUGUUCGUGGGGCUGGGGAUUUAGCUCAGUGGUAGAGCGCUUACCUAGGAAGCGCAAGGCCCUGGGUUCGGUCCCCAGCUCCGAAAAAAAAAAAGAACAAAAAAAAAAAAAAAAAAAACAAAAAAAACCCAAAAAACAAGAAUUGUGUUCGUAAAGAAAUUUGAGGAGAAAUAGAGAAAAGGUAGCAAUAGUGAGUUCUGUGAGUUCUUGUGAAGGGCUCCUAGGGUCUGGCCUAUUAAAGGUACAAAACCAGACACCAAAAGUUUUUGCAGUAGUGGCAUCCCACUCCAUUAGGAAUGUGGCUCCUUCUCCGGCGUGCUUAUCCCCUCCGGAUCUUGCUGCCACUGCGUGGGGAGUGGAUGGGUAGGAGAGGCCUGCCCCGAAGCUUGGCUCCAGGCCCUCCCCGAAGAAGGUACAGAAAAGAAGCGCUUCCAGCCUUAGAGGUACCAGUAUCACCUGUGACUACAACUGAAAUCCGCCAAUAUUUACGAGCACAUGGGAUCCCCUUCCAGGAUGGCCACAGCUGCCUUCGAGCACCAAGUCCCUUUGUGGCACCCUCAGACAUCAAAAAUCAGAAGAAGGAUGCUACCACUUCCUUCUGCCUCUUCAUCGACAAGACCACAGGACACUUUCUCUGCAUGACCAGCCUAGCAGAAGGGAGCUGGGAAGACCUCCAGGCCAGUGUGGAGGGACGAGGCGAUGGGGCCAAAGAGGGAAUCCUACUUGGGGAGGGCCCAGAAGCUGAGGACAGGGAGGAGGUCUUGAGAAUCUGGAACCGAGCCAUACCUCUUUGGGAGCUGCCUGAUCCCCAGGAAACCCAGCUAGCUCGUGUGAUGUUUGGCCUUACCAAGGUGACAGAUGACACACUCAGGAGAUUCAAUGUCCGCUAUCUUCGAUCUACUCGAAGUCUGGUCUUCCCUUGGUUCACCCCUGGGAGCUCAGGAUUACGUGGCCUGAAGCUACUAGGGGUUGAGGGUCAGGAAAAUGGAGUACAGUAUGUAGAGACCACCAUUCCCCGGCCUGGUGUCUAUCACAACCUAUUUGGAUUACCCCUGAUCGGCCGUAGAGACACUGAGGUGGUCCUGACAAGUCGAGAGCUGGACAGCCUGGCCUUGAGCCAGUCCACGGGGCUGCCAACCCUUUCCCUACCCCGAGGAACGGUCUGCUUACCCCCAGCCCUACUCCCUUACCUCGAACAGUUCCGGAGGAUUGUGUUCUGGCUAGGGGAUGACCUUCGAUCGUGGGAAGCUGCCAAACUGUUUGCCCGAAAACUGAACCCCAAGCGAUGCUCUUUGGUGAGGCCUGGGAACCAACAACCUCGUCCCCUGGAGGCCUUAAACCAAGGCUUAAGUCUUCCCCGUAUUCUCCGUACUGCCCUCCCUGCCUGGCACAAGUCUAUUGUGUCUUUUCGCCAGCUCCGAGAAGAGGUUUUAGGAGAGCUAUCAAAUGUGGACCAAGCAGCCGGUGUCCGUUGGAGCCGAUUCCCAGACCUUAAUCGGCUGCUGAAGGGUCAUCGGAAGGGCGAGCUGACGGUCUUUACAGGGCCAACAGGCAGUGGCAAGACAACAUUCAUCAGUGAGUAUGCCCUGGACUUGUGUACCCAGGGAGUGAACACACUGUGGGGUAGCUUUGAGAUCAGCAAUGUGAGACUAGCCCGGGUCAUGCUGACUCAGUUUGCUGUGACACGGCUAGAAGAACAACUGGACAAGUAUGAAGAGUGGGCAGACCGUUUUGAGGACCUGCCUCUCUAUUUCAUGACUUUCCACGGACAACAGAGCAUCAGGUCUGUCAUAGACACAAUGCAACAUGCUGUCUACGUCUAUGACGUUUGUCAUGUAGUCAUCGACAACUUGCAGUUCAUGAUGGGUCAUGAGCAGCUCUCUACUGACAGGAUCGCAGCUCAAGACUACAUUGUUGGAGCCUUUCGGAAGUUUGCCACAGACAAUAGCUGCCACGUGACUCUGGUUAUUCACCCACGGAAAGAAGAUGACGACAAGGAACUACAGACAGCAUCCAUUUUUGGCUCAGCCAAAGCCAGCCAAGAAGCAGACAAUGUUCUGAUCUUGCAGGACAGGAAGCUGGUGACUGGGCCUGGGAAACGGUAUCUGCAGGUGUCCAAAAAUCGCUUUGAUGGAGACGUAGGCGUCUUCCCACUUGAGUUCAACAAGAGUUCCCUUACCUUCUCCAUCCCACCUAAGAGCAAAGCCCGACUCAAGAAGAUUAAGGAUGACAAUGGACUAGUGGCCAAGAAGUCCUCCUCUGGAAAAAAAGGGUCUGCGCACCAGAACUCUGAGACUUGCAUAGGCCAGGACCCCUGCCAGCCAGAUACCUCCCCGUCCUCAAGGUGAAUGCAGUCAGAGCUGCUUGCUGAAGUGACCCUGGUGAACCAGGCUGACACAGACUCUUGGCCUUCUGCUGGGGCUCGUCCCGAGUGAGCCUUUCCCAGCCCAGGGCUCGGUUCCAUGGUGAAAAGUUUAAUUCAGCAGCUACUAAGGCUCUCCUAUAUGCUGGUUCAGGUUUUUUCCCCAUAGGUUUUCAUGUAUAGCACUGAAAAGACAAAGUCUGUUUCCAAAGAACCAGCAUCUUGGGGUUGGGGAUUUAGCUCAGUGGUAGAGCGCUUGCCUAGGAAGCGCAAGGCCCUGGGUUCAAUCCCCAGCUCCGAAAAAAAAGAACCAAAAAAAAAAAAAAAAAAAGAACCAGCAUCUUGGUGAAAGGAACAAAGCUAAGUGGGACUGCUCAGCUAGUUUUGAUCAGUCACCCUAAAAAGAUGGCUGAUCAGAGUGCAUGUGAGAACCAUGGUCUGGUGAACCUCUGGAGAAAGGGAUCCAGGUGGAGAAACACCAAAAUCACAGGGGGGAAUGAGCAAGUCAGAUAAAGAGGGCGGACCCUGAACCUGCCACGAAACAGGAGGCUUGCUGGGACUCCAGCAUGUUGGCAUUCGGAGCGGAAGAGUAAUGCAGUGGGCACCUCUCUGCUCUGCUUUGUCGAGCCAGGCAUAAGAAUUGAUCUGAGGUGCUUAUCCUGUGCUGUCAGAGCCUCAAAGCUGGACCAUGGAGAGAAGCUGUGAGCCUGCAGUGCCUGCCCCCUUGAUGCCGAUUCCACUGUGUGCUGCUGCCUUGGACAGCGGGAGCUAGGACUCUUGGUGGAGCCUUUUCCAGUUGAAUGAAGCAUUUCUAUGGCCUCUG
Molecule: messenger RNA, 3602 nt
Organism: Rattus norvegicus (Norway rat)
Lineage: Eukaryota; Metazoa; Chordata; Mammalia; Rodentia; Muridae
Gene: Twnk
Product: twinkle mtDNA helicase
Biological process (GO): DNA replication, synthesis of primer; DNA replication; mitochondrial DNA replication
Cellular component (GO): mitochondrial inner membrane; mitochondrion; alpha DNA polymerase:primase complex
Molecular function (GO): 5'-3' DNA helicase activity; nucleotide binding; ATP binding
Source: RefSeq, marked provisional